UUUCAUCGUCCAUUUUCUUCCGGCGUUUCAACGAGGAAGGUUCAACGCGUCCUCUAUCUUGAAAAGAAUGAGCGAAUAUGUUGAAAAUGCUGAAUCGAUCGUGGGCCACGUGGCAAAGCGUCUCACGCCGGAGGAAAUCAAUAAAAUGCGGGCGCAGGAUUCUCGCUUGGUGACUGAAUUUCACGCGAAUCAGCUUGAGAGAGACGCGAAAAAGCACUGGGAUUUGUUUUACAAGCGGAACGAUACCAGAUUCUUCAAAGAUAGACACUGGACCACGCGGGAAUUCGAUGAGUUGCUGGGUUUGGGCGGCAACGGAAAUCAAAAUGUCCUCUUCGAGGUGGGCUGUGGGGUCGGCAAUUUCGUUUAUCCAUUGAUAGAGGACGGAUUGAACUUUCGGAGAAUAUUUGUAUGCGAUUUAUCCACAAGGGCGAUCGAGUUAUUAAAGAGUCAUACGUUAUUCGAUCCGGAAACAAUGAAAGCUUUUCAAGCAGAUAUUACGUUAGAAAACUGUUUUGCUGAAAUUGAUUAUUCAGUUGAUGUUGCAACUUUGAUCUUUGUAUUAUCAGCUAUUCAUCCUGAUAAAUUUCACAAAGUUGUCCAAAAUAUAUACAACAUUCUUGGUAGUGGAGGAAUCUUGCUCUUUAGAGAUUACGGGUUGUAUGAUAUGGCACAAUUACGUUUUAAACCUGGGCACAAAAUCAGUGAGAAUCUCUAUAUGCGGCAAGAUGGAACCAGGAGUUAUUAUUUCUCUAUAGAACAAGUAGCAUGUCUAUUUGAAUCUGUCGGUUUUCAAACAUUAGAUUGUGACUACAUACAGAGACGUACAGUAAAUUUAAAGGAGAAUAUUGAUGUUCCGAGAAUCUUUGUUCAGGCAAAAUUUAAGAAACUUUGAAUAUGUAAUAAUGAAAUGGUACUGCAAUUUAGCAGCACUUAUGACAAAUUGCAUAUGAGAAAAAUUUAAUUCUCUGAUAGAAAUAUGGCGCAGUCUACAUUCAAGAUGUCUCACACGACAAAUUGAAAAAAAGAAAUACUUUUUCAUACAGCACACUUCAUCGCAAAGAUAUUCUUGCGAAUGUUCAGAAUAUUCAUUGGAUAUUUGUGCUAUAUGGGUUUUUAAAUAAGGUAUUUAAAUAUGACGAGUUGAGAAAAAGGAGUAUCUUUCAAAUAUAUGAUAAAAAAAAUAAGGAUGAUUUAUGAUUCUAAGAGCGUUGACUCGUUAUAGAUAUCUUGAUGUGAAUCUGUUUUUAUAUUAUAUGCUUUGGUUUACGAAAAACUGAUUAAAGAGUUAAACAUUGUGCAAAAGUUUGAGAUAAUUUUUUUGGGAACAAUAAAUUAAUACAAGUACAAAAUAAUGUAUAUGGUUUAUUGAUUGUGCGAUAUGGCAUGGAUACAAACACACACACAACAUCAAUCAAUUUUUAUUAAAAUAUUGAAGUGUUUUUAUUUAAUUUUAUAAAUAAAAUUUUAUCGUUACAUAGAACAUUUAUCUAAUUCUUACAUUUAUCUCCCAUACUUUUAGCACAAUUGAAUUCUUUCUAUUUAUGUCUGUUAUUCAAACAAAAAUAUAUAAUCAAUUUGUAUAAUAAUAUUGUUUAUAAAAUUUUAACUUGA
Messenger RNA from Atta colombica, 1611 nucleotides. RefSeq names its product methyltransferase-like protein 6. The transcript is spliced from 10 exons. The coding region runs from base 68 to 892 and encodes 274 amino acids. Lineage: Eukaryota; Metazoa; Arthropoda; Insecta; Hymenoptera; Formicidae. The record is from RefSeq and is a predicted model, not a curated record.